This is a messenger RNA of Anthonomus grandis grandis, 13965 nucleotides long. RefSeq lists its product as uncharacterized. Gene Ontology annotation, molecular function: chromatin binding; DNA binding. The record is from RefSeq and is a predicted model, not a curated record. Gene Ontology annotation, cellular component: chromocenter; nucleus. The transcript has 9 exons. Lineage: Eukaryota; Metazoa; Arthropoda; Insecta; Coleoptera; Curculionidae. The coding region runs from base 399 to 6311 and encodes 1970 amino acids.
GCAAGGACUACUGGGAGUGUAGAUGAAUUUCAUUUUUCACCAGAUCAGUGCUUAGUUUUACACGGUGUUAGGUGAACGUAAAAAAGUGCCGUUGUUUACAUGGUGUAAAUUGUGCGUUUCCACCAUAUUGUUUGGGGUUUCGCGUACGGUUUUAUCGGUAAAAGGACUCGGGAACGAUGUGUUUUUAAUGAUGAAUAAGUUUACGUUUUAUAGACAGGUGUUGGGUUAACAACCAUCCGUCAAUUACCAAAACACAAGAGCCCCAUUUUUUUUGAGUGUAAGAACAGAUUGUGAUGGUAGUUUUUAUAAGACCCUAUAAUUUAAGGAAGAAAUAUACGACAUGCAGAACGAUUGGAGCAUAAGAGAGGACUCUUUGGGGAGGCUGCUGACAUGCUUUUAUGAUGGCUUUAAAGCCUGAUCUAAGCUCAACAGCUGGCGUCCAGAAUGUGGUAGUUUAUGUUUCGAACGAUAACUUCGCCCAGUCAUAUGCCAUCGAGCAACACAAUGUGUCCCAACAAUCCAAUGUGUACCCCAACUCGAAUCAUUCCAUGGCCUCCAUGGCGCAAACAAAGAACUUUACUGAUAAAGACCAGAAUAUCUUUACGAGUAGCAGUCAAGUGAUAAAUACUAGUGAUUAUUUUGAUAAUGUGAUAGCUCAAAAUGGUUUCUCAAUUAAUAAUAUUGGCCCAUAUCAAUCGGGGGCCAAUAUUAAAACUAGUGAAGUUUUAACUUGUGACAGGCAACAGGCCGGUCCUGUUCAGCCCGAGAACAAUAGGCGCGAUGAGUGCGAUAAUUUGGAACAAUACACGGAUCCUUAUGUGACUAUUUUGGGUACCGAAGUACCCAGCCAGAGUGUGCGAUGUGAUUCAGUGCGGUCAGAAACUGCAGAGUCGAGUUGCAGUAGUCUUAGUUCCGGGGAUGAAGGGAUGGUCGUAGUACAGAACCAUCCGCCAGAGAUGGUUGUGUAUGAUCCGAGUGUUAGUGUGCGGCCCGGGGGAGUUGUACUUGUGGGUCCCCCACCCCAACCAGUGCCGCACCAGCAGGCUCAAGCUGCUCCAGUGGUUGGGAUGGGUCAGCCACAAUAUACAGUGGUACCCUAUGGCUGGAAAAGACUGCUAAAUAAUGGAUCUGUUAUAUAUAUAAGUCCCAGUAACACAGCUUUAAGUUCGUUGGAACAAGUCAAGAAGUACUUGCUUACAUCAGGGACGUGCAAGUGCGGUCUUGAGUGUCACUUUAAGUAUGACACUGUUUUUAAUUUUGACAACAAGGUGAUAGCGAAACCAUGGGUAUUGUCGCCGGACACAAACACGGGGGACCUGACCAAAUUGUGCAACCAUAAGCGGAAAAUUAUGGCUAUGGCUUCUUCGUUAGCGUGUAAACCACCCGACCUCGAGGACAAAAUGAGGAAAGACUACGGGCUAAAGAAGAAACGAAAAAUUGGCCUAACACCAUCGGGUGGAAUCUCAGUAUCGCAAAUCCUUGCCCAACGAGAGAAGCUGGUCAUGGAACAGCAGGCGUAUAACAAAGAUAUUGUGUCAAAUCAACCACCACCACCACAGUUAUGGUCCAGUAAUAACCCAGUAGGGCACACUCACAUGCAAGGGUUCAUUGAGAACCAGCAAAAUCUAGUCCGUUGCCACGACCAGCCAGGAAACAGCAUUACUCAUGGAUCUCCAAUUAUCGGAAGUGAUUCCAACAUCGGAGGUCUUCAACAUGGUGCGCAACCUUCAAAUAUUCAGAACCAACAACAAAUUUUGGCACCAAAUGGUCAAUUGAUUAACGUUCAAGAAAUUCCUCAUAGUAAUCAAAAUAUGAUGCAUCAAGAGCAAAAUCAAAUGCUACACGGUCCAACUGUUAUGCAAUCGCAAACUCAACACAAUCGGAUUUAUUUAAAUACGCAACCUUCGGAGCCGAGCGGCCCAGGGCGACCCGGCAUGCACCAAUUAGGCCCUAGUAAUUCAAUGAAUUCCUUACCUCAACAAAUCCAAGGUUCUGAAAUGCCCAAACGGAUGCAUCAUCACCAACAGCAACAAAUGUUUAAUAGUCAACAAAUGCAACAUUUUGAAAAUGUUGAUGCCGGUAAAUCAAUCCGGCCUUUUGGUUUUAACAAUGUCAGACCGCAAAUGAUGCCUACACAUGGCGCGAAUAAUUUAUUACAGAUGCAGCAACAACAGAUGCAGCAACAAAAAUUACAAUGGCAGCAUAAAAUGCAAACUAUUAAUCAGCAGCAGCAGCAAAUAAAUCAAAUGCACAUGCAGCAACAGCAAAAUAUGCAAGAAAAUCAAAAUGUAUAUGAGAGGGUUCCACCUUUACACCAACAUCCAAAUCCCGUUUGGCAAGAAGAAAUGCGACGAAAAAAGGUUAAACUUAGUAAAAUCUUUAAAAAUAGGCAAUACCAUAUGGUUGAAAAUCCCCAGAUUCGCGGUGGCACUGGGCCUUGUCCAAAUAUCGAUGUUCGACAGAUACCUAAUGAAAACAGUAGACCUGUUGUCGUAAACCAAAUGCUUCAGCAUAGCCAUAAUAAUACUGCUAGCCCAUCUUUCAUGGAAGACCCAAGUGGUUAUUUAGCACAGCAAACUGCUCUUCUUAAUAAUACCAUUAACAGACAAACAUGUGCCACCAACAAUAUGGGUUAUAGAUCUAACAACAACCCCAAUAUCUCAACUCAAGAUCCUACACACAAUAUGAUAGCAGUACCUAAUUCACAGAUGGGAGAAGUUCCUUUGCCUAGUAACGUUAAUUUGAAACCGCAACUAACAAGAAUUAAUCAGCAAAAUGUACCUCAAAUGAGGCAGCCACAAAUGCAUCAUCACCAUUUGCAAAAAGUUCAUUUUAAUCAAACAGAUCAGCAUCAACAGCAAAACGUCGUAGAUAGCAGUGUUCUUAACGAUCAACAUUUCAUGCAGCAAUGUCAAGGUUGCGUUUCAGAUGCUCCAUCGUUCAUUCAGAACAACCGGAAAGUAAAGCAACUGUCCAGAUCUGACAGUGCACCAAGUACUCCAAGUUCUUGUAGCACCUCUGAAGAUCCUGUGACAUCAUCGAUGUUUCCCGAGAAACAUGUCAGUCAACCAUCACCAGACACCAGGCCAAUACAGGGCGGUACAGUUAGCACAAGUAAUGUAUCUCCUAUGGACAGUAUACAUUCAGAUCCACCAACACCUAACCCGCAUACCACUGCCCCUACUCCUCCGCAAAAAACUGUAGAGCCGAUGCAAAAUAUGAAUUUGUUUAGUAUACAAAACCACGAUGGCCAGUUAGUUCAAAUCGUGUCUCAGUCUAGGGAAAAUUAUGUACAACAUCAGGAGCACGAACAGAAUUUCCAACAGAAAACUCAGUCCAAGUUGGAGAAUUCUUAUGUAUAUUCUCAUUCUAGUCAAAAUAUUUCGAAAUUUAACGAACAACGGGGCCCUCUACCAAAUGUAGUGACGACCAUGGCUAGUAGCCGAACGUCUGGUUCUAAUACCAUUACCUCAGUUUUAGCGGGUCGGACUAAUACGGCUACUGUAUCUCUCAGUAGUUCUGGCAAACAACCGGGAUCUGAAACGCCCCCUGUUAAUUCAAUGAACUUACAGCCUAUGCAACCAAUAAACAUAAACGUCUCAAAGAGUCCCUUGGAGAUGGUACAAAGUGUUGUAAGUAGCAUUCAAGUACCACAAUCGCAACAACAACCGCAGCAGCAGCAACAACGCAUUACUGUUUCAAUAGCACAUAGCAGUCCUCAGAUGUCGCCUCAGCUAGUCAAACAUUCUCCAACGGGACUACCACCUGGGCAUAUCUUAGUAUCUUCCAACGGUCAGCUGAUAAUGGCCAGUCCUGGUGGUGGACAGACAAAUGUUAUGGCCCCUCCACCUCCUCCAAAAGUCGCCAGUAGUCAGCAUGCGAUGCCUCCCAUAUCUGUAUCUCCCAUGGUUACUAAUGUCACUGCAGCUGUGUCACAAGUAAUUCCUCAACAAGUACUUGGGCAACAAACUGUGCUAGUGAACACUUUACCUACGCCAUUUGUCAUACAGCCUGGCGUUACUAUGACACUUGAUGGGAUGGCGGUAGGACAGAAUAUGCAGAUUCCACAAAUUGUAACGGGAAAUGUGAUACAACAACAAAUACAGUUGGAUAACAAUGACAGCAGGAGGGCGCCGAAUAUUUUAUCUCCUGAAACAAAGAAAAAAGGAAAGAAACGGAAACUGCCAUCUCAAACAGUUGCCGGAAUGUUGCAUAUUGCUGCUCAGCAAAAUUCCGGAAUGGUGGUAAACCAGCAAGGAUUCCCACAACAGAUUCAAGUGGCGCACAGUCCUCAAGGUAUUACAACAACUCCGAUGAUGCAAGCUCUUACUAUCGUGCCCAGUAAAACGGGAGGCCCCCCUCAAAUUGUGAUGAAUGGGCAAGCCGUAGCUAAUACAAAUAUAGGUACACAACAAAUCAUAACUAAUUCGCAACCUACCCAGCAAAUAAAUCUACUACAACCAGUUAGUUUAUUGAAUGGUACUACCGGAGUUGUUCAAAAUAUUCCUAUUCAGCAGUUCAUUGUGCCUAAUAUAGGAAGCAGUAUGGUAAUGAACGCUGAUGGCACUGCUACUAUAUUGCAAGAUACAUCAAAUUUGGGAAUGCACUUGCAAAUCCAAAAUGUGAAUGGACAGAAUGUUUUGACACCUAUACAGAACAACCAGGUGUUUUCAAGUGGACAAAACAUCCUUGCUGCAGGUCCAGCAGGGAUGGUUAUACGAGCGCCUACUUCUCAAGGAAAGAUUAUUCAACAGCAGCACAGUCCAGGUGCCCAGUUUCUGUCCCCCAAUGGUGGUCAAUUCGUUGUCAACGGUGCUCAAUUCAGUGGUCAACUGAGCCCUUUAGUAGCCAGCGUGAGUCCUUCACAGCAAGUUACUUUUAAUACAUCACCUCAGCAGAUUAGGCAGAAUAACCAACUUCAGUCGAAUCAGCAAGAAUAUAUACAAGUCAAUGGGCAGAUGGGUCAAACUCUAGUGGUGCCCUGUAGCCCACAAACAUCAAACAUCGCUUCCUCUUCAUCAAAUCAGCAAAACACGACUUUCGUUCAGCAAAACACUACAAUAGUUCAACAGCAAACCACUAUGGUAGCUAAUAAUCAACAGCUGCAGAGCUUUCAGCAAAAUAACCAGCAAGGGCAACAGAACUUGGCCCGUUCAUCCGCGAUGAAUGUCGGACAGCAAAACUUUAUGAUAAACACCAACGACAAUAAGAAUCAAGUUCGUACGCUACUGGUUCAGCAACAAAGAAGCACUUCACACGAAGAUAUAAAUUAUCGCCAAUCGGUUUCUACACAGACCGCAGUUAAUCAAAAUUCCCAAUCGGUAACUACCAACUCUUUUUGUCAAACAUCUACUCUAUCUGCUAGUAGCCCGCCUGAUACGACAACUUUAAGUCCAGUCGCAUCCGGAGGUCAAAGUCCACCAACCGCCGAUACUACCACUCAUACGGGUGGUAGCACUGAUGAAGGUUUGUCACCCGCGCCAUCGAGCUGUUCCACUUUUAGCGAAUUAAAUAUACCAGGCAGACCAGGAUCGAGAACAAUGGCCAUGGUUCACUGUGUAUCGAGUAGCGAACCGGAUCUUUUGGACCCACCCAACACUCAAUCGGACCAAGAGUGGCGAAAAAUCAGCCAGGCAUCGAGUUCCACGAAAGAAGAAUUCGUUGCAAUGAAGCAAGAGUUUACAGACAUCACGAGUGCCCAUCAGAUGCGCUACAAUCGAAAGCAACAAAAUAUCGGUCAUAUGACAUAUGAAGAACCUGGAAUGCAAUAUAUGGAUCAGAAGAUGAAACAGGACCAUAAUAUGGCUGCGAAGCAUUAUGGUAGAAUGAUGCAGAAAAGAACGAAUGAUAUGAUGCUUGUUAUGGAUACGAGACAUAUGUUGUUUGACGGAGAGGAGGAUGACGAAACUAAAAGUGAACCAACGCUUGAAACCAAAACAAAUUUUAAAAUUGGAGAUUUGGUUUGGGGUCCGACAAAGGGGUCCUCAUCCUGGCCAGGAAAGGUGGUACAUAUUGAACGGGAUUUGGCUACCAUCAAGUGGUUCGGUGCAGAAAAAAAUCUGUCAAAAAUCAAAAUUGCUAUUUUACAGACUUUGUCCGAAGGAUUCGAUGCGCAUCAUCAGGCCAGGAAAAAUGCCAGAACUAGUAGAAAACUGAAUAGUCAACUAGAAAAAGCGAUUCAAGAAGCCAUGGCCGAGCUGGACAAGAAACAGUUACCUCCUCCGAAAACUGACGAGCAAGAGAAAGAUAAGGUGACUUCUUCGAUCACUAAUAAAAAAGUUUUACCUGCGGUUAAAAGGGGACAACGAUAAUAUUAAUAAGAAAAUUAUCAUUUAAAUAGGACCAACAUCGAAAUAUAAUUCUUUGUUAUAGCUAAACUAUAUAUCACCUAGAUGAACUUAACGCUUCUGAUAUAUUAAUAUAGAAUGAUAAAUAACCCACCGGUUUUUAUUUGUUUUUUUAGGAUAUCACUGAACUUAAGGACACAUCUUCAGUAAAUUUCUAUAUAAAGAUGUUAACAUUAUUCUUUGGAUCAAUUUCUGGGUGGCAUUUUAUCAUUCUUAUGUAGGCUGGUAUAUUGAUUCCUAGAAUAUAAACAGUAUCUAUAUUAUUCAUAUACAAAUUAUAUAAUGAAUAUUAACUUAUUUAAAAAGCGAUCUGUAAUAAUACAAAAAUAUGGAUAUAAAAGUCAGCAAAAAAGGGCCUUAGAUCGGUUUUAGUUUGUUUGUUUUUAAAUUAUUACUUAUUUUUAUUAAUUCUUAACGAGUCGAGAGCUAUAUAAUUAUGGCAAUUUUUUAUUAUCAGUUUUUGUGACAUCACUGGUGGUACAUAAAAAAUCUCUUUUAGUUAUUUCAAAGCGAUCAUUUUCCACACUUAUUGCUGGAGGUAAAUAGGUUCCAUUAAGCAAAAUGUAUGAUAGAAGUCUACGCCUUAAAUACUCCCUUCAAUUUAUACAUUAUUAUCCUAUUAUUAAUCAAUUACCUUUUUUCACAAUACCGUCAAACGGGGUGGAUCGGGACGACUAUUAGAUAUUUAUAUUAUUUUUUUUUAUACAACUGCCGAACAAAGUUAAAAUUUAGCAGAAAGUGACCGUAGUCCAUACAACAGCAGAAAAAAAAAAAAAUAUAGGGUGUCACCGAUUGACCCCGUUUUGGGGCGAAUCGGGACCAAAAAUUUAAAAAAAUUAUAUUUUUCAUAUAUUUUUAAGUAUAAAUCAAAAAAAAUACUACAGUAAAAUACAAAAACAGCCUUUAUUUUACAGUUUUCAGUUACAAACUUAUAAAAAACACAUAAAAAAAAUAUUUUCAGAAAUAAUAUAAUGAUAUUAGAUGGCAUAAGAUUUUAACUUCAAUUGUAAAGGAAAUUUGUAUCCUCCUUGUCGCAAUUCGGUUGGUUUAGGUAGUUUUUUAUAAAUUUGUUCCGGCGUAAUCAUGCAAAUAUCUUCCACUGUUGGAAAAAUAAAACAAUUUUUUAUUUUUCGGUUUGAUCUGAGAAAUUUAACUUCAAAACUUUUACCAAAGAGUACCUUAAUUUGCCCGAUAAAAUAUUUGUCUACUUUAUUUAUCUUAAACUUAACCUCGACAAAAUCGUCAGUGGCAAUGCUAUUUUCCAUUGGAUGCUGUACAUCAAAGCACUCGUCCAGUUCCAUUGCUUCAGAUUCUGCUUUAUCUGACUCAAGUUCGAAAAUGUCGUCCUCUUGAGAGUCUUGAGGCACUGUUGUCUUGCUUGUUGACGGUUGCGGUUGCCCUUCUAAAAAAUCUGUGGUAGAAAUGCUUUUGCCUGGCUCGAUUGUAACUUUCUUUUUCCUUGCUACAGUAGGCUUGCAUGCAUGCCUGCUUUCGUUAAGCACUUCUACCGUCACAGAUUCCGUCAUUAGGAUCAUCUUCUUCGAGGUUUCUUUCUGGUGGCAACCUUUUCAAAACUUGAUUUCUAUCGAUGGGAAUGAUUCCCGUGCCACGAAAACCGCUUUUAAUAUUUUGUGUCAGAGUUGCUUCUAGUUUGCUUAUAGCUUGCCUUAGUAAACUUAGAAAAUACUCCUUCGGCAAAGAACCCUUGUGAGUCAUUCUCAUUUAAAGUCGUCAAACCAAUAGUGAAAAUCGUUCAUUACAAAAUAUUUAAUAUUAUGCAAAAAAACAAACAAAUCAUUUUCUAAUCAUGUUUUAUAACACAAUUUGGCAAAAGCAGUGCAAAUUUUUUUUUAUUUUACCCAUUUUUGAGUGAUUCUGCUUACUGAACUUUGUCAGGUUCGUCACUAUUUCUUAAAAGUUAGAAAAUUAGCCUUAGACCCAGGUUAAGAAUUCUUUUUAAAACAUUAAUUAUUGCAAGAAGCCGAUGGGUAAUUUAUUUUUUUUUAGUUUCUAUUUUUCUAUAAAAAGCAAUACCAUAUUUUAUGUGUUUUUCUAAAUAGUGACGAACCUGACACUGAUGUAACAAACCUGACAAUGAUGCUAAAAAUUGAUAGAAAACAAACACAUUUAAAUAAUAAUUGUUUUUUUUUUAUUAAAUGGCUCCAAUUACAAAAACGUUUAACCAAAAAUGUAAAUUCUAAAUUUAACCAAACAUAACAAAAUAAACUCUAAAUUUUAAGUAACUCAUAACAAAUAAUAAAAUACUUAGGUUAAAUUAGUUGAUGCCUUCCCCAUUUUCAAGCCAAAACGGCGUUUUAAACUGUAAAAUUCGUUUAGUUGCAUUAGUAGGCGCUUCAAUAGAACCCACUAUAUCUUCAAAUUUAUACCAGAUCUUGUCUUCCUUGAUUGGCCAAAUGUAUUUAUUGACUCCUACAGAAUGCAGAACUUUAACUUCACAGGAUUCAUCGUUAUUUGUAUCAGUAACAACGCCCGGAUAUAUCACAUUGUUAUAUUUAACAAGCAGCCAUUGAUCAAUUUUUACAUUUUCAAAGGUCACAGGUAAAAAUUGUUGUUGUUGAAGCUGUUGUUGAGGAGUGGUAUCUUCUGGGUUAUCGUCUGAAUCUACAGUUUCACAGUCUUGAUAAUACAUCCGUUGCAAUGAAUGACAAUCACAUGUUGUAGGCAAUUUCUUGCAAAAACACGAUAAUUCGCGUCCAUAUAAAUCGGACUCAGAAUCUUUCAAAAUAAUUUGACCUACUUUCAUAAUGCCUUUAGUCAUUUUGUAACGAUUAUUUAUUUCUUUUUUGGAAUCAAAGUUAAUGACAUCUUCUAAAUCGAUCCAAUAAAGUUUCACAUUUACUUUUCCUUGAAGAAUCCUAAAUAACGCUUCUGCAUCUGGAAUGUCAUUCCCUUUACAGACAAGUCCAUCAGCUACUCUUUUGACUGCAGCCCCAACACCAUCCGGAGCACCCUUACCAUGCGAAGCCUCUGUAAAGUUCCAUGAAGCAUUUGAAAAUCCAUAAUCUCUAAAAUAUGUAUUCAAAUAAAAAAAUUGUCCUUGUUGCGGUAUUGUGAUGUUGGGCCAUCACUAAAGAAGUUAACAGUUUGCACACCAUUUUGUUUUAGUUCUUCUAAAACAGGACGUAAGUGGGCCCAAAUAGCAGGAGGGUCAUGCCGAGUACAGGAAGAAAUGGUACAUAUACUUUCAGGAGGUUUAUUGUCAUAGUAAACUACAACGGUAUGGAGACUGGCCUGGUUGUGUGAGGAACCGAAAUGCAUUGCCUGUAUUUCUGAACUCAUUUUGCAUGAGUAAUUUUCAGAAAAAUCUAUAUGUACAGCAGCCUCUUUAUAAGUUAGUUUAGAAAUACAUUUUUGCCUUUGACUGGCUUGAUGAUUUUUUUUAAAGACAUGCCAACAGAACAUUGUUUUUAGUUCUGCAUUAAAAUUUGUGCAUAGGUUCUUUAGCAUUCCAGAUUCACGGAUAAGCUUUGUUUUAUUAACAAAAAAUGUUUUGUCUGAUUUGCUCCUUUCCUCUUUUUCAAGUUUCCAAAAGUUCCAAUUAACUAAUUUAUUUGGAUCUUUAAUAUCCGCGAGGAUUAUAGCGGCCUGAUCUUGGCAUUUUGGGCAGAUAUUUUUCAUGCAAUCUUUUGAUUUUACGUCACACGUAACCAGCUUACAUACGUUUUCGAUGUUGCGUUCUGUGCAUAUUUUUUCUUUUACUAAAGUAUCCAGUUUAUGCUGUAUAUUGGAAUGUUUUUUGCACAAGCAAGAAUCUCUAUCGGAAAGUUUUGGUUUCACAACCCAACAAGGUCUAUGCCUGCAAAAUGUCGCAAAACUAAUUUUACUACAAGGAAACUCUUUGCAAAACUUUUCAUAAAGAUUUUUAAGGGUUUCCUUUAGCAAUCUUUUCUGAUAUUUGAUCUUGCCUCGUGUUACUGUUUGCUUUUUUCCCGGUGUUAACGUAGUUAUGUCAUCUCUAUUAAAAAAGUCUCGUAUUUUUUUAUGAAGUGGAUGUAAAGUAAGUCGACAUCUUCCUUUCCCUUUUGACAUUGUAGUUGAAGAAUGACAUUGGAGUACCUUUUUAGUUCUUGUUAAAAAUGUAUAUUUUUUGACAAUGGUUCCACUAGUGGCUCUAGAAAUAAUUUGCUUUUCUUUUUCGUUGUUUGUUUUUGAGUAAUUGUCUUUUAUUUGUGCAACUAGUGCAUUAUGAAAAACUAGAGUUUUUUUUACAGUUUCAGGAACAUUAUAUCCUUUGGUAUCUUGGAUGGCUUUACUGUAAGGACUAGCUGUUUCACUUUUCUGACUCCCUGCCACAACAUUCUUUUUCUGGUAUCGCUGGCAACGUUUCUUAUACUUCCGUAAAGGCUGCUUUGUUUUUUCCAAGUCCUUUUCCAAACGCUUGAUUUUCCUGUAUGCAGCAGUUCUGUCCUUGCGAAGUCUCUUUCUUCCGGAAGACCUGUUAGCCUCUAAGUAAGAUUGAUUUCUUGGAGGUUCAUUUACUAUUCCAACAUCUUCCAUAGGAAUAUGAUCGGGCAGGGGUAUCGGACUUCCCGGUGGAGUAUUUUGCUGAAGAAAUUGGUCCUGUUCACGUUCAUGUUUUUUUAUCUGCCGACUUUUCUGUUGGUACAAUCUCCAUUUUUUUCUUUGGUAACGCUGCUCCCUAUCGGAAAGUUCUUCUAUAGACUUUUUGGACUUCUUUGCCCUCUUUCGGCUUUUUUCCAAAUAUUCUUGUCUUUUUUCGGGGUUUUCUUUCAGUUUUUCUCUAUAACGCCUUGCACGUUCAGCCGGUGUUAACGGCAUUGCUGAAAAUAAUGUCUACUUUACUACUUUUAACGUCAGGUUCGUCACGAACUUGUCAGCUGCGUUACGAAAGAAUAGUAACGCAGCUGACCGUGACGAACCUGACAUUUUAUUAAAAAUAAGACUAUUUGACUAUGACCGGCGACCGGAAUUUUAUUGUAAACAUAACCUAACUUUUAGUUUGCUUUGGUUAACAAAAUACAAUAAUUAGUUUUAAGAAAAUAUAAAGAAAUUUAAAGUUAUUUGCGUGACGUAACUGACAAGCAAUAAACAUACUCACCUUAAAGUCACAAGAAAACACUUUUUUAAACACAGUAUUUAACUAAAAAAACACUUUCUUUACACUGCGUAGCGACACUAUGGUUUCAUUUAGCAAGCAGGUGGUUAACUGGAAAUAGUAAAUUGGUCUAUAUAAGAAUUUUACGCUUUCUUAAUAGUAGUGACGAACCUGACAUAUUUUUUAGAGACAAUACUUUGAAAGAAUUUAAUAAAUACGAAAAGCAAAGACGUGUUUCCUAUAGGCGAAAAGUUAAAAAUUAAAUCAAUAUUUUUUAGUUAUCUAAGUAAAGCCUAAGUAAAAAACAAUUCCUUAACGAAAAAUCAUGAUAGUAUGAAAGCAACUAAGAAAGAGACCGUGACGAACCUUGACAUUUUGUGACUUUAAAAUGAAAUAAAAUUACAUUGAUAAAAUCAAGAUAUAUUAUUUCCUAAACAUGUGAUUAAUCCGUGUUUAGUUUUUAUUUUAAAACAUCUAAUCGACACUAACAAACAAAACCUGAAGAAAAAAGUCUUGAAGACAUCAAAUAUCAAAGUUAAAUGAGAAUGACCCUUGUAUUGUUUUUUCCAACCUUCUAAAGUUGACCUCCAAGCCUUUUUCAUCGGGCCAAAAACAGACACGUCAAGUGGCUGUGUUAAAUGGGUUGAAUUUGGCGGCAAAAAAGAAAACCGAAUAUUAUUUUCUUCGCAUAAUUCAAUCACCCUAUGCGACAAAUGAAAUUAUCGCCAAUGACAACCCUUGGCGCCGGACACCUCUUCAAGAAAGGUAGAGCUAUGGAAAUGAACCAGUCUUCAAACAAUGGCUGGUCGAACCAGCCACUUUUAUUUCGUCCAUACCGCGCACCUGGUAGCCCAUUUGUCAACCAUGCUAGCUUUUAUAAACAACAAAUGGGGGUAGUAGAUGGCCAUCACCACUUACUGCAAACAUCACUAAUGUCGAUGUUUUGUUGAAUUGAUGAUCCGUUCUGGAUGCCUUGUUUUUCUUUUUACGAUAUUUCCGUCCGGGAUCAUGUUUCAUCAUAAUUGAAUCGGUGAGUUCGAAAACCAUACACGUCCAAAAUCCGCGUUUCGAGAAAAUCAAUAAAAACCUUUUAAAGCUAAAACUACUUAGCAUAGACUAUCGGCAUGCAUAGAAAAGUUGUAGAUCUCAUGGUUGGCAAUGUGUUUUUAAGGGUAGUUUUUCAGAAAAAAAAAUGAACUACCAAUGACAGAUCAAAAGGAGGGACGGACUUGUACGGUUUUUGAACUCAAUUCUGUAUAUAAAAAGAUAUAGGUAAACAUUUAUUGAUUUUUUAUAUAUUUAUUCAAUACAGAGGAAAAAUACAACUUGAAAACUAAUAUCUCAAUCAUUUUAAUCAUCAUUUUCAGCGUUUGUAGUUUUCCAUGAAGUGAUGUGGUAAUAAAAUUCCAAUGCUUCACCUUGGGUAUAAGUCAUUACCUUCUUGAUGUCCAGAAUGUUUUUUCAUUAAUCGGAACAGGUUCUUCAUAUGCCUUAUUAUUGAGCAGAGGUGGGCUGUUCUUAUAUUCUUUGAACAAUUUAAAUGUUUGGAAGUGUAAACCAUCUAUAUAUUCCCACGUUUUAACAUAUCCUGAAUUUAAACUCUCAUACAGGAACUGCCUAUAGUUUGACACAGCAAACGUUUCCCUCUUAGCACCGGUAGCUCGAGUACUACAUGUUUUUUUAUAGUAAUCAGGCCACAAGUUCUUAAAAUUAGUAAUAUCAGUGUAUCGGAUCUGCUUCACAGUAUAUGGCUGCUUGUUCCUGGAGGUCAAUAUUAAGUCCUCAUAUUCUUCUGGGGUGUAAAUUCGAUCAUGUUUUUUAAAAUUCUGUUUCGCACAGCCAAAAUCCCGGUCACACGGCAAAAACGAAUGGCCUCUUACUGGAAAAUAAUGAUAAAUUUUGUUAAAUCUCUUGGUUGCCUGUAAUGCUAAGAGGAAACGAACCAUUGUUUGGUUUCGGUUCUGCCCUGCACAUCCAUCGGAAAAUAAAUGCAGUUCAGUGAUUUCAGGGGGUAUAUGUUUCAUUAUGUAAUCAUUAAGAAAUGUACACACUUCAUUAGGUCCCUUUUGACCUUGACCUUCAUGGUAAGUAUAAAAAUGGCCAGUAUUAUCCUUAAGGUUGUGUUUUGUUGGUUGUGUUUUGCCUACCUCUAAGAUCGUUUGGUGAUUUACCUGUCAAAAGUAGGGUGUUCAGGCGCUGAACUUGCCAGUGCGAUAUGGCAUGAAGACUUAUAAAUGCCUGUUUGCAUACGGAAAUUCUAUUUGAGCCUUCUAAGACAAAGUACGAAAAGUUUGAUUUUCUUUCUUGUUUGUUUUCCGCACUUCUCACGCGAUUUCUCUCGAUUUGUUUAGCUUCCAUUAGUCCUUGUAAAUAAGUAUCUGGUUCAUUUUUUGUCGUACGGCUGAGUAGAUUAGUUAACACGCUUUUUCUUUCUUUCUCAGUAAACUGUUCCAUGCAUUUCUUUGUACAACUAAAAAAUAAAACAGCUAUUUUGAUUUAAACCCAACUUGUUGCUAAAAUUUACUAGCCUGACUUAUCCCU